AUGACGAAUGCUGGAAUCAAUACUCGAUCCAGUAGAAAUGUUUUGAAAGAGUUUGGUAAAUUCAAGGGUGUGGUAACCGUUGCGCCAAUAGAAAAAAGACAAGUCAAAUUUGAAAGUUGGGCGAGAAACCUGG
Messenger RNA from Paraglomus occultum, 133 nucleotides. The record is from the annotation of a GenBank genome assembly. NCBI's taxonomy places the organism in Eukaryota, Fungi, Glomeromycota, Glomeromycetes, Paraglomerales, Paraglomeraceae.